AUGAUGAUGCUUACAGGUGCGGGUGCCAAGUGCUCAGCCAGACUGGUUUGGGCAGACUCCGAGGGCAAGCUCAAGCUCCCCAUUGUUGGGGAGGGCAAGGACGGCAACGAUGUUCGCAUUCAUCAUUUUGCCUAUAUCGAUUUCCUUACGCCCGGCACGCCAUUGCCCGCGUUGAAGCAUGCGCCUGCUGCUGCCAAGGCCGUUCCCACAGGCGAAGCCACGACUACCAUGCGCAUCGUCUUCGGCAAGCCUUUCUUGGAAACAGCAGAUUGGGACAGGGCCUCUUCGGCUCCGAAGGCUGCCGUCCAGAGAUGGGUGCGGGGCACUUUGAAGAGUGAUCUGCAUGGGGUUGUCAAGGACGCUUGGGGCUUCGCCCAAGAGACUCGCUUGGGCUCCCCGGCUGUGGUGGGCUUGGUUCGUGUUCCGGUCAAGGCGGUGGAGACGCUCCUCAGCUUCUCGGGCGUCAAUGGCACCUUCUUGGAGCCUGCAGGGCGAGACCACAACGUUGACUGCACUGUUCAGUGGUUCGAUACUGAGGCGCAAGAGUCCUGGCCGGAGGCUUUCAAGCGAUCGCUUGAAGCCGCUCCUCGCUUUGGCGCCUUCAUAGGCAAGCGCCAGAUCGGCCUGCGCACUGAGGCAAGUGCGAGCUCUGGCAAAGGAUUUGUGCGCUACUUUUCGCUGCAAGGCACACCUGUUGAGUGGAGCGAUGGCUUGGUCUCCAUGCUUGUCCAGGGCAUUGAAGAGGCGGCAGUCAUCAGAAAGACAUUGAAGAAAGGAAGGGCUCACUGGCUCAUCAAAGCCAAAGUGGCCCACACUGAUGCCGAUGCUUUUCAGAUUUUCGUGAAGGAGGGCGAGGGCGAGACUAGCUACUGGAUGCUCGCUUCGCGACCUGGGUUUACGAGGGCUACCAAACCCAUCAUCGACCGGAAGCCCUUCAUCUUCGGCAAGGCGCCGCUUGUUCAGCAGGGCAACAAGCCGGAGUCAAAGCAGGGCGAGGGUGGCUCUGAGGAGCCCCCCAACAAGAAGCAGGCUCUUUCGGAGAAGUUGCGCCUCAUCCCCGAUGGUGUCAAGUUGCAGGCCGUUGACCGAGACGGGAAUUGCUUUUAUACUGUCAUCGGUCAGGCCCUGGGGCGGCUCCGCAACGAGCCCGCCCUGCCUGCCAACCGUGUCCGUGCAGAGAUUUGUGCGCAUAUGCGCAAACACCAGUCGUCGUAUGAGCCAUUUUGGAGUGGGCAGGAUUCUUUAGGCAAUGAAAUUGACAGCUUUGCCGAGUACAUUGAUCACAUGUCUGAGAACGGACGAUGGGCAUGCAGCCUUGAAGCCUACGGGGCCUCCAAGGCUUACAAAGUUGCGGUUCAUAUCAUCCCAGCGCCGAUGCGGCUUGCCAAGGCUGCAUACAACACCAGCGCUCGUGAUCGCAUCGCUCUUUGGUUUACUGAGAACCCAGGGCAUUUCGAUUGGUUGUGCCCCGUUGAAGGCAAUACCUUGCCUGACGCGCUGUGCAUGGGCCAUGCUGAGGGCCACGUCACCGACUUUCCUCGUGGCGGCGGUUCCCAGGGUGCUGGUGGCGACGACUUCUCCGAGAAGACGGUCUUCACCGAGGUGGUCGUGGCGAAGCAGGAGGCGGCGGAGUCCACGGUCUUUACGCACGUUCCGACGAGGAGGGCGCAGUGUUCGGGCGAGGCGCGUGCUUCUGGCAGUGGCGAAGUGAGCAGGGCAGCUUCGGAAUUUACGUGCUUCACCGCGAGGCCGAAAGACAUCCGCAGCUACCUGUUUGCAGCGAGGAAGGCGGGCACUGAGGCUUUGACAGGGCAGCGGACGACGGCUACCUCUUCCCUGGGUUCCACCACCGAGGAGCAAGCUGUAGUUGAAGAGGUGCCUGAGCCUCCGGAGCCUGUGGCGCCGCAAGGGCGCAAGCGGUGUGUGAAGUCUGCGCGCUCCGGCUGGAAGUGCCCGGAGUGUGGUUGGAAGGCUACGGGCAGGCUUUGGGUGCAGCGAAAGCAAGCCCACGUGGACAACUACCACCCUGACCUCAAGGCGGAACUCAACCUGAAGACUGCGGCGCUGUGUGUGGUCCUUUACAACCAAGCAACCUGCUGUUGGAAGUGUCCAGUUGAUGGAUGCGACAUGGGCUUGCCAGCUACAGAAGCUUCCAAAGACGCGAGGAGGCUGGCCCGACUGCGACACAGAGAGGAGACUCACCCGGAGGCCCCUAAAGCCCUUUUCCGCCUGGCGCGAGACAGGGCCACAAAUGCUCGGAAGGCUACGACUGCCAAGCUCAGUGCAGGGGUUGCUCGGCGUCUUCACCAAGUUCGCGCUGGCAUGGCUGGAGAGCACGACGUCGUGUUCGUGAAGCUGCCGCCGACGAGGGGGACCAAGAAGGGCAAGACGAGGAGGGCUGUGACGCAAGUCGUGUGCAAGCGGCACACACUGCUGGUGCGAAGCGCCCCGCUCUUCUCAAGCGGCUGCGAACGACGCUUGGAAGAGGGCUCACUCGACGAGGGCGUGCAGUCUGACGUCCGCUACCUCUUGCAGUUGCUGGAGGAGACGGACGAGGGCCCUGUUGCAAAGCACGCGCUGUGCGCUGUGGCAUGGCCGUUGGUGGGAGGUCGCUUCGAGGUCCGCUUUGUCUGCAAGACGUGUGGCGGCUCUUGGACGCGGCAGCGCGACGUGGAGGGCAAGGACUGCAAGCCGAGCAAGCGGCGAGCCAUCCGGGCCAAGGUUGCGGAGCUCAAGGGCAUCCAGAAGGACGGGGGCAUUGCGGGCGAUGCGGCAACGACGGUCUUGAAGUUGAUCGGCGAGAACGGAGGGGGCACGGCGGAGGACCAAGCUGCUGUCGACGAGCUGGAGACCAAGCUCACGACGGAGGGUCUCCACGCAAUGAGGCAAGCUUUUCACGCGAAGGGCUGGCGUCUUCUACCUGGCCCUCUCGCCUACGACUCCGAGGGCAAGGCCUGUGGUGGUGUGGCUAUCGUUUCCGACUGGCCGGUGGAGAUGGUGACGGUCCCUGUGGCGGAGAGCUUCAACACUCGCGUUAUGGCGGUAACGGCCCACCGCCCCAACCAGCGGCCACUCCUCGUCAUCUGCGGCUACCUGCCUGCCAAUGACGAGGAGCUCAACCGGCACAUCGCGUCAACGGUGCUUCGAUGGGCAAGCACUACCGGCGAAGACUUCGUGUUCAUGGCGGACUGGAACCGAACUCCUAACCAGCAGCCUUUCUGCAACCUUUUGGCGGGCGGCCUUGUCUACGCCAUGGACAACGACCCGUUCUUUGAGACGCAGGGCACUCACAGACGCGCGGACGGCACGUACACGGGCAGGCUUUUGGACUUCGGGCUCUCCUCUGCGGGCUUGGCGGUGGACGGCCGAGCUCAACAUCUCGGCCCUGCAGACCACGACCUCGUGACCUACGACGUUGGACUACAGAGUGGCAGACGUGGCUGGCGUUGGCAACCGCAACGAGCUUUGGACGCGAACGCGCCGGUGGACUGGGACAGCUGCUGGGCCCCUCACGACGAGCGCUUCUGGGCUUUCCUUGGCAACGCAGACACGGACUCAGCUUGGCGACUUCUCCAGUGA
Symbiodinium sp. CCMP2592 is the source of this 3579-nucleotide messenger RNA. The record is from the annotation of a GenBank genome assembly. Lineage: Eukaryota; Dinophyceae; Suessiales; Symbiodiniaceae.